AUGGCAGAAUUAAUAAAUAAAGUUAUUAACAACGAUGUGGAGCUCGCUAAACGCAACACGUCAUUGAUAAGCGAUGUACAGGAUUCUAAAGACCCCGUACCUCAAGACAACUCCGUGGAAUCUCAGGUGCCCGCGUCAUCAUCCUACAUAAUGAUGGAUCGAAGCCAGCUCAGUGGGGACGUAGACCGAUGGAUACACGGGGAGAGUGCAACUCCUGUAAGCACUGGUGUCCAGAGGAGCAGGUUAACAGUGGUGAUCACAAUGAAGCACUUUCUGAGUCACCAUGUCCCGAUCAAGAAAGAACUACAAAUACCUAUUUCUUCUAUUGUACCUGCAUCGAAGCUACUUGAAAAACUGUCUUCGCUUAAUUCGAAGAAAAGUGUUAUUAAACAACAAAAUGAAUCGUUGGAACAAGCAUGUACUUAUUUAGCUAAACCAGUUAGUUCACAAGGCAUCACUGUACCACGAGUAUUGUUUCAUGAAAUCGAUUUUCGCGCUCGUCUGCACAACCACGCAGCGUCACGGAUUUUGACGCGUCUGCAUAAUUCGAACGCUGAAAAGAAAACCGUUCAGGCCGCAGUCUACAAUAGUCGCGAGUCGAGCGCGGUCCGCACUAUGUUCGCGAGUAUAUACGUCGUUCGGGUUUUCGCGUUCGUCGCCCUAGUCGGGAGCGUCUAUGCUCGUGUACAGCCAAACGACGCAGAAAUUUACGUAGACGUGGCCCCUCACUCUGAAGAGCAAGAAGAAAUAGAAAAGAGAUACACAAAAGAGCUAGUAGAAGAAUUUAAUUCAGCCAGUGCAGAUGCUCUGCUCCUCUUCACGGAGUACACGGCGAAAGCUGGAGCUGAACUCAAGACUUUCUUGAGGAACAUAUCUUUGCUGGCUACGGAGACUAUUGAUUCUACGGAUCCAAGAGUUUUGGACAAUGCGCCAGCCUCGUGUCGUGUCAAAUUCGAGAGUCAACUCAAAAAGAUCGAAUAUGACGCGCACCGCGCUGCCAGCUUCAACGGCGAGAACCACCAUAAGUUCCUCCUCGGCCACAUGAUCGUCUUCAGGAUGCAUCUUAAUAAGAGCGAGGAGUAUAUUAAGAAAUGUGACAGAAUAAUAAAGGACUGCGGCAUACCGUGUGAAACGACUCCAAGAAUAACAAAAUGGCGUCGACUUGCCUUGGAGGAAAUCAACCGAGUUCGAGACGACAUCGAACAUUCGAGACGAUCAUAUCGCGACCUACUGCUGCACGCUCACAGACGCCUCAAUCACCUGAAGAAGCACGCGAAAACGAGGGCUUCGGCCGCUGUACAGGAGCUCACUGAAUGUGUUCAAGCUGGUUAA
Molecule: messenger RNA, 1332 nt
Organism: Parnassius apollo (apollo)
Lineage: Eukaryota; Metazoa; Arthropoda; Insecta; Lepidoptera; Papilionidae
Source: the annotation of a GenBank genome assembly